Molecule: messenger RNA, 816 nt
Organism: Salvia splendens (bonfire salvia)
Lineage: Eukaryota; Viridiplantae; Streptophyta; Magnoliopsida; Lamiales; Lamiaceae
Product: 65-kDa microtubule-associated protein 2-like
Exons: 8
Coding region: 399-719 (106 amino acids)
Biological process (GO): microtubule cytoskeleton organization; cytokinesis by cell plate formation
Cellular component (GO): cytoplasm; spindle
Molecular function (GO): microtubule binding
Source: RefSeq, a predicted model, not a curated record
CUAUGAAGGUGGAAGUGAAAAACAAAGUUCGUCUUGUAAGAUCGAUGACGUUGAGCUGUGUUACAUUCUGUAUUGAAACAGUAACAGAGCGACCAUACUUAAGGUUCACGAGGAAUAUGUUCCCAUAUGCAUGGAGAUUGAUCUGCAUGGAUUAUCAGGCCCUUAAUGAUGGAACACCUGAUGUGAGGAAUGCAGCUUUCCCAGCUUUGGCGGCUAUUUCCAAGAUGGUUGGCAUGAGACCUUUGGAAAAGUCUCCAGAAAAAUCUGGAUGAUGUCAGACAAAAGAAGUAUCUGAAAUGAUUGGGGGUCGACUGGGGAUCCUUAUGCUCUUCCAAACUCAGGGUGUGGUUCAAUCUUCUCGAGGAGUUAUGACAACGAGUUUCCUCUGAACUAGUAGAAUGGAUAUGAAGCAAACCACUUGCGGAUCUUUGCUGCAGCAACUGCAGCAAAUUUGGGAUAAAGUUUGUGAAAAUUACGAAGAGCGGGACAAAAUUCUUCUUCAAUUAGAUCAGGAGUGCUUGGAUGUGUACAAGAGAAAAGUUGACCUGACAUUGAAAUCUAGAGCCCACCUUCUUCAGACACUGGCAGAUGCUAGAGUUGAACUCACCAAUCUAUUAUCAGCUUUUGGAGAAAAGAAUUAUGUCGGAAUUCCUGACAAGACGUCAGGAACGAACAAGGAACAGCUUCAAGAACAUAUCUGCGGAGAUUGCUGGAGCUAGUGUCCAGGUUGAGAAUAUCACAGUUGAUGAGGCCAAUCUAUCCAUGAAAAAAUUAGAUAGAGUUUAAUGCCCAGCUUCAAGAUCUUCAAAAGGAAAA